Messenger RNA from Pterocles gutturalis (yellow-throated sandgrouse), 1078 nucleotides. RefSeq names its product ATP-binding cassette sub-family B member 9-like. The record is from RefSeq and is a predicted model, not a curated record. Gene Ontology annotation, cellular component: membrane. NCBI's taxonomy places the organism in Eukaryota, Metazoa, Chordata, Aves, Pterocliformes, Pteroclidae. Gene Ontology annotation, molecular function: ATP binding; ABC-type oligopeptide transporter activity. Gene Ontology annotation, biological process: transmembrane transport.
AUGCGCGCCUGGAAGGCAGUGGCCAGCACGCUGGCACUCAGCGGGGCCGAUGUGGUGGUCACCACGCUGCUCUAUGUCCACGGCCGGAGCGGUCGGGAUGUCCUGCAGGACCUCCGGCACUUCAACAUCUUCAACUCGCUGCUGGACAUCUGGGGGGGUUGCCUCUACCGCAGCUGUGUGCUGCUGGGGGCUGCCAUCGGGGUGGCCUCCAACACAGCCUACGGCCCCCGGCGCCUCCGGGCAUCGCAGACCUUCAUCGCCGUCGUCUGCCUCCUCAUGGGCAUCUACAUGAUGGUGAAGCUGCUGCUCUACUCAGAGGUGCGGAGGACCAUCAGGGACCCCUGGUUUUGGGGGCUCUUUGCCUGGACCUACGUGGCGCUGGUGGCCACCUUCGGGCUGUGGCAGCUGCUGGCCUGUGUCACCUCCUCCCGCGAGGCGCUGGGGACUGGCUCCGAGUCCCGUGCGGAGGCGGAGGAGAGCUGCGAUGGUGGCACUCCGCGGGACAAGCGGGAGGAGGCGGCGGGUCCCACUAUCCACAAGCUGCUGUCCUACACCAAGCCGGACGCCUUCUUCCUGGGCAUCGGGCCGCACUGGGUGAGCGAAGGGACGGGGGGGACCACCUUCCUGCCCUACUACACGGGGCUGGCCAUCGACGGCAUCGUGGUGCAGAAGAGAUCGGCCGUGCUGGUCAUGUCGCUGCUCGCCAUCGGAAGCUCAUUUGCCGCAGGUAUCCGGGGCGGCGUUUUUACGCUCGUAUUUGCCAGACUGAACAUUCGCCUUCGCAACUGCCUCUUCAGGUCGCUGGUGGCUCAGGAGAUGAGUUUCUUUGAUGAGAACCGCACAGGGGACGUCAUCUCCCGCCUGACGUCGGACACAACCAUCGUGAGCGACCUGGUCUCCCAGAACAUCAACAUCUUCCUGCGCAACCUGGUGAAGGCCACGGGGGUGAUCUUCUUCAUGUUCAGCCUCUCCUGGAAGCUCUCGCUCGUCACCUUCAUGGGCUUCCCCAUCAUCAUGCUGGUGUCUGACAUCUACGGGAAGUACUACAAGGUAAGCCGGAGCAGCUGGCAUGGCCAUG